Epinephelus lanceolatus (giant grouper) is the source of this 5366-nucleotide messenger RNA. Lineage: Eukaryota; Metazoa; Chordata; Actinopteri; Perciformes; Serranidae. The record is from RefSeq and is a predicted model, not a curated record.
AUGCCUGGAUGGAGGUCUCAGUGGCGUCUCGUACUGCUGAACUCCCUGACUUGUGGCCUGGAGAUCUGUGUGGCAGCUGGGAUCACAUACGUGCCCCCACUGCUGCUGGAGGCUGGGGUGGAGGAGCGCUACAUGACCAUGGUGCUAGGUAUUGGUCCAGUGCUUGGCCUCUUAUUCAUCCCUCUGAUUGGCUCAGCCAGUGACCACUGCAACAGCAGUUAUGGCAGACGACGGCCUUUCAUCUGGCUGCUGUCUUUAGGAGUCCUUCUGGCACUCUUCAUCAUUCCCCAUGCCGAUGUACUGGCUGCACGCCUUGCCUGGGGUGGGCGCACCCUCCAGGUGGGAUUCCUUAUCCUUGGGGUGGGCCUCCUUGACUUUUGUGGACAAGUGUGCUUCACACCACUGGAGGCUCUUUUGUCGGACCUUUAUCGGGACGAGGAGGACUGUGGCCAAGCCUUUGCCAUGUUCUCCUUCAUGGUCAGCUUGGGAGGCUGUGUGGGUUAUUUGUUACCAGCCCUGGACUGGAGCCGCGGCCUGCUCUCUGCUUACCUAGGAGGCCAGGCAGAGUGCCUCUUCUCCCUUCUCAUCCUCAUCUUCAUCUCCAGUGUGCUCAUCACCAUGAAGGUGUCUGAGGAGCCCUCGUGUGCCAGCAGUGGCUUGGUGGGAUCUGGAUCUUUACUGGAAUCAGGAGCAGGUGCAAUGGAGGCUGGACGGUGUGGCGUGCCGCGGUCAUGCUGUUACCUGCUGAAGUGCAAGCUGAGGCUGCUCAAGUCUGGACCUUUGCUGUGUCUGCUGAGAACUUGUUGGUCCAUGACCCCAGCCAUCUACAGGAGCUACUGCCAUGUCCCGCGGGUGAUGAGGCAGCUUUGUGUGGCUCAGCUCUGCAGCUGGAUGGCGGUCAUGUCUUUCAUGCUUUUCUACACGGACUUUGUGGGGGAAGGCCUGUACGAGGGCGUGCCAAGUGCAUUACCAGGAAGUGUGUCCAGGCAAAGAUACGAUGAAGGUAUCCGUAUGGGCAGUCUGGGCCUGUUCCUGCAGUGUGCUACCUCAACCUUCUUCUCCCUGGUUAUGAGUCGUUUGGUUCGCCAUUUUGGCUCGCGGCGGGUCUACAUGAGCAGUAUAGUGAGCUUCACAAUCUCUGCUUUGGUCAUCUGCCUGUCCAAAAGUGUGGUCUUGGUCACUGUAAUGGCAGCCCUCACUGGCUAUGCGUAUGCCACACUGCAGACUCUGCCCUACACACUCACCUGCCAGUACCACAAGGAAAAAGAGGUCUAUAUGCCAAAAAGGAAAACCAAAAGCGAGCAUAAAAAUGGUAUUACAACUAAGCGGGACUCUGUGUAUUUGACUCCUGUGGAAGAGGAGGGCGGAGUGAACCACAAAACAGGGACUCCCUAUGGUCAUGCUUUCUAUAGCCAGGACAGUUACGAGUACUACCCCAGUCCACACAGCCAGAACGGCUCAUCUCUCAGUGCCAGUGGCUGCGAACAAGAGGAGGCCGAGUCUGGGUUUGAGAAACGUGGUGUGGGUUUGGACUUUGCCAUCUUAGACAGCACCUUCCUCCUCUCUCAGGUUUUCCCCACCCUCUUCAUGGGCAUGAUCGUUCAGUUUGCACAGUCCGUCACUGCCUAUAUCGCCUGCUCUGUCAUCUUCGGUGCCGUCGCCAUCUACCUGGCCAGUGAAAUCAUCUUUGACCAAAAGGACCUCAAAAGCUGAGACUUGGAUGCAAAAGAUGCGGGAGCGAUUGGAAUCAGAAGUAACCAACCAAUCAUUCAGGUUCCAUGGGUGGAACGCAACAAUGCACUACUGUUUCCAGAAUGCCUUGCUCUAGUACCGUGUGUUAGCUUUUAUAAAAGCUCUGCGUUGGGGAAGUGUGUGUCAGGUUAUUAGAGAAAGUGGCUCACAAAAGAAAAUGUAACAAGAGACGUGUUUUCUGCCAACGAUGUGCUGUUUCUAUGGUAGAGCAGAUAGAGUUACCUGCCACCUGAAGAGUCAACACCAACUGUGUGCUCAGGUCAGGUGUGAUACUCUCUGUACUAAAUGCAAUUGAAUUCUAUAGAAACCUCUUCAAAAACCUUGUGUUUUGACAUCUUUUCUGUCCAUCAACUUUUUUCCUCAGGUACCACAAACAGACUUACUGUAGAACUCAUCAACCUCAGAUACACACCUUCUAAUCCUUUUUUAAUGGUCUUAUCCUGAGCUAUCCACAAUUUUUAAAGUCUGUUUUGUACGCCAAACAACAUGUUAAACACAGUGUUGGCUUGUUCAUACUCAUCUGCAAGAUCUGGAAGCUGAUUAUCAGUUGAUUGAGUCUGUUUUUAUUCACAGUGGCAAAAUGGAUAGAUUAAUGCAUUGUUUCUACCCGUUCAGAAAGUAGAAUUACAACUGGGACCAUUGGACUUGUCCAUCCAGGAUGAAAAAUACUCUCAAAGGGGUACUCCAGUGAUUUAUUAUUGCAACUCCAUAAAGCUGGGGGACUUGUGAGAGAGAGAUUUGAGAAAAAGAAAGGUGAAAUUAUCUUUGUCUUUUAGUCCCUACAAUGGGUCAAUCUUCAAAAAUAGUUGGUCCUAUAUAAUACAACUCAACAUCAUCUUUCAUUAGACCUUCCCCACGUGUUAAUUGUCAUCAUAUUUUAAACUCCAUGCCCUCAAUCUGUAUUGCAAUUUCUCUUUAAUGCCUUACAUGUCAAACUGACGUCAAAGAAGUGGCGAUGAAGGUUGACGAAUGCGUCCCCUCACGUCGCCUGUAUUGUGGCCAUAAAAGUUGCACUGAAUAUGGUGCAAAGACUACAGCCAAUGACCAACUAGCACACACAGGUGCCUGCAAAAAAAGGAAAUAACUCUCCAUACCAGCAGGUGGCGGUGGUCUGUUUUCAUCACUCACAAAGGGAAACCGGAAGACUGACAUGAGGAUUUAAGACGCUAGUUAGUCAGUUAGCGCAUAAACAACACAACUCGAUGUUGUGAUCGCAUGCCCUUUUGACUUUAGCUGAUUGGCUUAAGCACUUAAGUUUCUCUUCUCGUCCACUGAGCUGAACUGCCAAUCAGAGUGAUUUCAUUCACAAACAGGUCUCACUGUCUCUGACACUGAUACAACAUGCUGAAAUGGUGAAAAAAAAAUAAAAAAGCCAGCAAGGGCAGACUAGUGCCAACGGUGCGGGACACACUGCAAAAACUAGGGCGACAGACACUUACCAACAUUGAUCAACAGCAGACGGUUGGCUUGGUGUGUCAGGGCCUUUACUCACAAUAACCCUGAUGACAUCACUAUGUCAUCAUGCAGGUUAUUUUUCUCAUACCUGUCAAAGCUCCUCCAGUGCCAAAGAGGACAUUAAACAACAGCGUUCACAGGCUGAACAGAACUCCCCAUAACAAGUAAAUUGACCUUUAUGUGUAAAAUUGGUGGAGUACCCCUUUAAAAAUUCAGCUGUACUCUGAUGCUGGGCCCCGUCUUAUGUGCCACCCCCACAUGUCCAGUGUCAUCUAUUAAUUAAUGAACAGUUCUACUGUAAAUAUUUUGUAUACAAAUUUACUGUAUAUCCCUAUGGGAAUUUUGUUAUGCAACCUGUUGAGGUGAGGUCAUCGACUGUGGUGGUUUUAAGAAUGAAGCUGUUUACUGGAACUGGAAAUAUUGCAUCAAACCUUUUCUGUCUGGAUAAUCAAGAGCAGUUUAGUUCACUGCUCCUCCUGUCCACCUAUGCUUCUGAUCAGGACAGUUGUCUCAGGUUAGUACAUUGUUUUAGGAUCCCAUCCUGUCCUUAUGCCACUGAUAAAACACUUUCCCUGCUGCCUAAACCUUCAUGUUUUACUGUGUUCUCAAAUGACAAUCUAAGACAUCUACAUAGGCUUGUUACGUAAUGCUGUGUGUAAACAUGUAGGGAGAUGUCUGAUGGAAGCCCGCUUCAUAGCACCCAAUCCUGAAAGACCAAAAAAUGUUGUGCAGUAAAUGGAAAUAUUUGGUUACUGAAAAUAAUGGGAGAGAAGGCGGUGUAUGUUGGGGGCUGAAGGCCAAGCUGAGGUGUGCGUCUGUCUCUCUGUCUGUGUGUGUCUGUGUGCGUGCGCGUGUCUGCAUAUACAUAACAUGGAGGACAAAUAGUGAGAAAGCAUUAGAAAUAUUUAAGUGCAAGGCUAAUGAAAAACGAUAUGACUCAAGUGCGUGCAGAUUUUUUCUCACCAGUUAUAAUAAACUUUUGACUUCAGCCUGGCCCAUAUGAUGCUGUGUGUUACAAUGUAUCGUGGCCUUCAGUUGAGCUUUUGGCCAGCCGGUUGGUGUAAACACCAUUCUUGUUUCACAACCGGUAAGAGAGUUCAUUUGAGCCUUUUGUAUCCAGGUUGUCUGAUCCCACACAACGGGUGAUGAAUUGGGUUCUGCAGAUACAAAUAGUCCCCGAAGGAUCUUUUUGCCUGAGGUGCGCUCAGCGUGAGAGAAGGAAAAACAGCAGAGGAUUUGUUUGUCAUGUUGACACCACUGCAGAGCAGAACACUCAAGCAGCUGAAUUAUCCUUUUCACCCCGAAAUGCACAGAAAAAUAUUGUUUAGCAGUAGCUGAAAUGUCAGGAAAAAAAAGGUUGUUUUACAAGUGCCUGUACAUUUUUUCAAACAUUUUUUGUACAUAUGUAUUUAUUUAUUAUGCUUUUAUUACAGAAUAGCACGUAUUAAACUAUUGGCCUCUUUGGCAUCGUUCAUAGGUGCAAUGGUGAAGGCUGUUUCUGUGAAAAAGAUAAAUUAUUUGUAUAGAUGUGGAAUAGAAGCAUCAUCAAACUAUAAUUUAUUUUAUCAUUACACACUCUAUCCUGUGGCUCUGAUAACAUCACAGAGCAUAUGGCAGAUGAGAAUACAGAAAGUUACCAGUAUUCCCUCUUUGGUCAUUUUCCACAUAACCUGUAUGUGCUGAAAACUUUACUCCUGUCACACAACUGAGAUGCUUGUGAUUUUUUUUUUUCCAGAUGCAAAUCAGAAACAGCAUCAUUGUGUCAAUACUGCUUUAUCUGGGUCCUGUAUAACCACUUGUUUGUUCUUAUCAGAGAUCUGUGCUAUUGUUGAAUUUAACAGAUAAAUACUAGAUAUCUUUACCUGGGUCAGUGGAGUUGCUUUCAGUCCCCGUUGCUCUCAACCAAAUGCCCUGUUUCAUUUCAGACAAAAAAAAGUGCCAGUGGUCCGACUAUGUUAAAGGCCAGAAGUGUUCUGAUGUCAUUGAUCAGGUUUUUUUUUUAAUGGCUAUUUGUCAUACAAUUUGUCACCUGUGUUGUCAUCAUAAAUGCAUUCAGCCAUAACAAAAAAAUGUAUUUCAUUUCCAUUAUACAUCAGAUUGUGUAUAAAUAUGCAGUUACCAUAUAGAUUUUAUACAAAAUAAAAGAGCUGCAUUGUUAA